Molecule: messenger RNA, 2510 nt
Organism: Bradysia coprophila
Lineage: Eukaryota; Metazoa; Arthropoda; Insecta; Diptera; Sciaridae
Gene: ssp6
Product: PDZ domain-containing short spindle 6
Molecular function (GO): protein binding
Source: RefSeq, a predicted model, not a curated record
UUGUGUUGGUAUGAUAGAAGUAACAAUGCUGUGUCUCCGUCAGUCAUAAGUUGAAUCUUCGGGUAGAAAAUAGUUUCUGAAAAUAUGACGGCGGGUAUCGGUGACCAGCUGGGAUGUACAACAGAUGUGCAGCCUACCAUUCAAUUUAACAAUUUAGUUAAUUAAAAAAAAAAACAGACGGCCAGUGCUCUAACAGUGGCUCUACUAUAAUGUAAUGUGAAUCGUGUUGAACUUCCGUAUGCAAAAAUGUAAAAAUAAAAAUAUUCAGUCGAUAGAUAAUAAUAAAGCCGAUGUGCAGUGUACCAACACCAAUCCACUCAUCUAAUUCGUUGUGUGGGACGUUACCUCCCACCCAAAUGGCUGAGGGUGGUAGAAGUAGAAAUGGACAUCACAUUGCUGACUCCAGCGACAAUGAAUUGGAAUCAUCUCCGAAAACGCAUACUUUGGAAAAAGCUAAAACGGAUAGAACACCAGUUACCAAGCCCGAAGAAGAUCGUCGUCGUCGUACCAUUAUUAUCGAAAAGAAAAAUGGUUCGUACGGGUUUACCAUUCAAAGCUAUGGCAUCCACUAUAAGAAGGAGCAAGAGGUGGAAAUGAUAACUUACGUUGACUUUGUCGAAUACGAUGGUCCUGCAUACAAAUCGGGUAUGCGUGAAGGGGACGUUAUACUAUCGAUAAAUGGAGCUGAUAUGGAAAAGGCAGAUCACAAGACAUUGGUGGCGUUUAUAAAAAACUGUGAUACUAGAAUGCGAAUGGUUGUAUUGUUCGAAGACUGUGUGCGUAAAGUCGAACUGCAUAUGCGCUACAUUCAAUUACAAAAUAUUCUCAAUGCAAAAAUGAACGAAUUAGAACGGACCUGUCUUCGGGAGCGUGAAAUCCUUGAAGGCAAAUGGAAAACACACAGUCUUCCCGCUCGUAAGAAAACCACAGCGUCGUCGUCAUCACCGACGGAUGGCAGUGAAAAUAUUGCAUCACCCAAUGAUUCCGAAGUACCAUAUUGUCGUCCCACACUUUCGACGGAAGACGUAAACAGUUCCAGAUCAAGCAAGCAACGCACUGCACCGCCAACGACGCAAUUUAUGUUGACCUAUCAAUAUUUGGAUCCACAUUGUCGUUACAUUUUGAGACCGUCUGCCGUAAAUAGUGGAGAAUACUUAGUUAUAGGUCAACCAUCCCGUAGUAAAAGCGAUCAUCAACAACUAAUAGGAAGCAAUUCGAGCUCGGAGCACAUUCACCAUCAAUUACCAGGCUAUCGUCAUCCACCACAAUAUAAUCAACAACAAAAUGCUACAUUACCUCCAGCACAUCAAAAUAAACCGCACACCGAGCAAAAAUCAUCGAAAUCGAGACAUUGUCAUGGCCAUUCAUGCAACCCGUGUGUCGGCCAGAAAAAAGACAAAACCAAUGGAGACAAUGUAAGCUUAGAUGCUUACGAUUUAGCUAGUCCUUGCUGUGAUCCUCAUUGUGUGCCAACGAGAAGGAAAAACCGACACCACAAAGAUCAUCACCAUAAACACAAGCAUCGAGAUAAAGAAACCAAAGAACGAACUCAACGGCCUAGAUCGCAGUCACAUGCAUCGCCAACUGCUCAUCCAGUUCACAACAACACAAAUCACAACGAAAAACAUACACACCGUCCUCGUUUCUAUGACAUCAGUGCAGGUUUAGCGUCACAUUGCAGCCUCCACUCAUGUACGUCCAGCGACAUAGGAAACGCAGCGGAACAAUCCAUGACGUCCUACAGCACGUCACUGAGUACCGAUACACUAUUUUGGGAUCCUCAUACCGACACACCUUGUAAUUCCCGUCAGCAAUCCACCAAAUCCAGGCAAUCGUACCAGCCACAUCAACAUUCCCAAAUGACACCACAACAGCAACAGCAAUUCAUUCAUCGAUAUCACAUUCAUGCCGCACAAAUUCAGCCAACAUCGUACAUGGGCUGUCCUGCACAGUACAUUACCAACAAACCCAAAUCCUGGGACAAUUUGGCGAUGAAAGGGUAUGGAGGUUACGGUUUCGGAUACGGAUAUUUGGACACAGUUGGCCCGAAAAAACAACAACAACAACAACAGCAACAACCCCAGCCAACAGCUAAACUACAACAUGACGAACUGAUCAAUCAACAAAGACAUUCGAUUCCGCGUAAGAAUCCAUACGGUCGCUACUCGACGUUGGACAUCGAAAAUUAUGCUCCGCCACCGUCACAGUUUGUGCAGGCAAUCACAACAACGACGAUAACCAAAUCGACCGAAAAUCUAAUUAGUCCGGCAUUCAAUCAAUCGGACAGCAAUUUGCAUUCGUCGUGCAUUGGCUGUAAGGAAAUUCAACACUUUCAUCAGCAUGACUGUCGUGGCUAUUAUUCGCAUUUGCCGAGAACCAGCACGACGAAUGUGACCACGGCGAAUGGUACGAAUGUGAUGAAUGGUAGAGGUGUGGCAACUGUAUCGGAGGUGACAAGACUCUAAAAGACAUUCGAAGGCGAAUUAAAGACUAUUUAAGUAAGUAAAAAA